Messenger RNA from Hibiscus syriacus, 10553 nucleotides. RefSeq lists its product as uncharacterized. Gene Ontology annotation, biological process: protein retention in Golgi apparatus; protein targeting to vacuole. NCBI's taxonomy places the organism in Eukaryota, Viridiplantae, Streptophyta, Magnoliopsida, Malvales, Malvaceae. Gene Ontology annotation, cellular component: extrinsic component of membrane. The record is from RefSeq and is a predicted model, not a curated record.
UUUUUCUGAAAGGUUGGUUUUAGGGUUUUGUUUGUCGGAUCAUCCACUUGUAUGUAGGUAAGGGAGAACAGAUCGAAAUUUCCAGCUGUUGUACUAUCUUUAGUAUUUGGGCUUUUAGAUGGUGGGUGCGUGAAUGAAUUUGGGGCGAUGCUAGAAAAGUCCCCAUUUUAGUUCGAAAGCAAAAGGGAGGAAAAGAUGCUGGAAAGAGUGGUUCAUCAGGUGCUACUAGGAUAUCUUGGGCGAUAUGUCAAGGAUUUCUCGAGGGACCAGGUGAAGGUCACUCUUUGGAACAUUGAGGUUGAAUUGAAGGACAUAGACCUCAUUCUGGAAGCCUUUGAUUAUCUGCAAUUACCUUUUGCUUUGAAGCAAGGUCGAGUUGGGAGGCUCAGCAUUAAGGUUCCUUGGAGUUUGAUUGGAGGUGAACCCAUUCUUAUUGCUUUGGAGAAUGUUUUCUUUUCCGUAACCCCCAGGGAUGAUCAUGAGUGGAGAAUGGAUGCCAUUGAAACAAGAGAACUUGCUGGCAAGAAGGCUAAGCUUGCUGCCGCUGAGCUUGCUAAACUAUCACUACGUGUUUGUGAUAAUAAAGGAGGGUGGUCAUUCAUUCCCUUUGUUACCACAAAGGUUCUUGAGAAUAUCCAGGUGUCCAUUAGAAAUUUCCAUGUUUUGUACAGUGACAUGCAAUCAAAUUCAGAGCAGGUUUUAUUUGGUUUAAGAUUUUCUAGCUUGACAAUGUUAAAGCAAAAUUCCGCUGGGUUGAAAAUGGGUCAGGUGAGCAAAAUUGUGGAGAUUGAAGGGUUAGAAAUUUAUUGUGGCGUCUCCAAGGAUGUUGGCAAGGAUUUGAGCCUGAGCAAUGUUAGUGUUUUUGAAUCUUGGUUCAAUUCACACUUUGUUGGUGAUAAGCCUGAACAUAUAGUAGAGCCAUUCAACGUAUCACUGUCUCUUUUGGUGAACAGAUCUGGAAAACUUAAUGAUUUGCCUCAGUAUUCUAUCAGUGCUAAAAUGACCUGUUUGGUUGUGUCUUUGAAUGAGAUUCAGUUGCAGCAAAUCUUGAUCCUUUCAGAUUACUUAUCUACAAAUCAGUUACGGGAGAAGUAUGGACGUUAUCGUCCCUGGUCUUGUCCUUUGUCGAGAAAAGAUGAUGGUUGGCAAAGAUUGUGGUGGCGCUAUGCUCAAGACUCUAUUUUAUCAGAUGUCCGUGAGAAAUUAAAGAAGACUUCUUGGAGAUAUUUCGGACAGCGGUUGAGUAAUCGUCGGAUGUAUGUUAAUUUAUACAAGACUAAGUUAGAGUUUCUUCGACAAGACCAGCCAAUUGAUGAAUCUAUAAUUCUGGACUUGGAACAAAUGGAGAAAGAGUCCGAUAUUGAUGAUAUUUUUAGUUAUAGGUCAGCUGCGGAACAUGAGCUGCAGGAAGUUUUAUCAAAGUCUUCAACAGCCAAUUUUUCUGUCGAGAAGUCAAGACAAGAUGGUCAGUCAUUUGAUAAGUCUCGUGGAUGGUUGAAUUGGUUGUCCCGUGGUAUGCUUGGUGCUGGAGGAACAGAUGAUUCUAGUCAGUUCUCUGGUGUGGUUUCUGAUGAAGAUGUGCAGGAUAUAUAUGAGGCAACUCAGUUCUAUUCGCCAGUUUUGUCUGAUGCCGACACAAAUGAUAAGACUUAUACAAGGGCAAUCGAGUUCAACAUAGAUGAAGUUUCUGCAAAAAUAUGGAGCAUGAAUUUAUAUCAAGAAAUUGCAAGGUUGAAUCUCCAUGGCACAGUUAUGAAGUGCAACCUUCAGGAAGAAUUAGUAACUGUGAUUGCUUUUGUUAAUUCAGGAGAGGUGGUUAAUACAAGCAAUGAGCAAAUGAUCCGACUAAUGCCCUGUAUAGAGGAAAAUGUCGGGGAAGAACUGCCUUCUAUCAGAGUUCAAGUAGACUUGUCACCAAGGCGAGAUGUUGAAUUGUCAGUGAAUGUCAUGCUUCAGUCGCUUGAAGUCACUUAUGAAACAACAUUUUUCCAGGAUCUCACAGAAUUUUUCAUUGUUAUCAAAUAUUUUGAAUUUCAGCAUGAAAGGGUUUUAUCUUCGCUUAAUGGCAUUGAAGAUGUUAAGUCCCGAUUGCUAGCAAAAGCUGAAUGCAUCCUAUCGAGUCAUAAGAAGGUGGGAUGGGAUGUUAAUAUCAGCAACGUCAAAAUAAAUUUUCCCUCCGGAAAUGCAGCUUCUGAAGAGUUUAACAUGAUUUUUGAGUUGGGAUCUUUUGUUCUUGCAUCUAAAACGAAGGACACUCUAAGUUCAAGUAUUGAUGGAGAAUCACAUAUCCAGAAGAACUUAGUUGAUUCUGCAUCCAUCUCUGAUUGGUUAACAAGUUGUCAGCUUGAAGAUCUUUACAAUCACUUUGAGAUCAAACUAGUUGAUUUUGAGGUGAAGCUGACGAGGUCUAACUAUCUCCACACAACAUCAAUUGUGGAGAAGUUUUGUGCCUGUAUUACCUUUGCGUCUUGCAUUAUUCCUGAUGAAUCGAGUCUGAAACAAUUCGAGGUUUAUGUUUCUGUAGAAUCACUUGAUGCAAACUUUUCUCUAUCGAUAUAUGAGUCAGUUGUUUCACUGAUAGUUCUUAAUAGACAAUGUUCAAGAUCUGAACCUGUCGUGCUGAGUAACACAAAUUCAAUUCAUUCUGUAGCAAGUCAGCCAGGGGACCCUCCUUUUUCCUUGACUCUAACUGCAAACAUCAAUUCUGCCAAGCUUCUUGUUGAUCUUGCUAAUGAUGGAGAACAUAGCUCUUCCAUCGUGCUUGCUCUAAGAGCUCUAGAUGUGUGGUAUUCUCUCCUAGAGUAUGAGACGUGCCAAGUCUCUUUGAAGGGAAUGAAGGUUACUGCACAUACGAGUGGGGAAACGAAUAAUUAUAUUUUAUGCUCAUCUGGUGAUCUAUAUCCUUCAAAUACUGUAAAUAGUAUGUCUAUUAAACUUGGUAAUGCAAGUGAUAGCCUUUGUCACGAGAAUACAACUACCGAGACUUGUUUUCUUUUAUAUUAUGAAGCUAUUGGAAGUAUAGAUUUCAUAAGUCACAAGCUCACAGUAGACCUGAAUGAUGCUGACCUACAUUGCUAUCCAUGUAUAUUUGGGUUGUUGGCUGGGUUUUAUGAUAGAAUAUGUUCAUUUAGUGCAUGCAUUGGAGCUGAGAAUACUUCGGGCCCCACUUUUGAAGCUAAAAGUACAAAAGAUAUGCCAGGUUUUCAGUACCAACGAUUUGGUUUCUCAAAUUACUCUGAAAUAGGGGCAUCUGAUGACACAAGCAUAUCUAUGGAUUGUUUUCCAUUUGUUACAAUAUAUAAUUACAGUUCCCUUGGUAGUCUGGAGAGUUCACUUCGUUUUUCCGUUCCUGAUUGGAAGAAGUCAUUCAAUUUAAGAGAUAACAAGUUGAGUAGCACAAAUUGCACUUUGAAGAAGGGAUCCAACCAGUUUCAUUCCUCACCACUAAAAUCCAAUAUGGUUACAUUUCCUCUGUCAGAGAGUUCUCCUGAUGCAAGUAUAUAUGCUAUUGACAUCAAUCUCUCGGGUUUUAAACUGCAUUUCCAUGAUUCUUCGUGUAUUGUUGGAACAAUAACACUGCCAACCUCAAAAUCUUCCCUUAGCAUUUAUGAUGAUGGUAUGGAUCUGGUCUCCUCUUCUGGAGGGGUGAUUCUCACAUCAGCAUGUUGGACCAAUAAUUGCCAGAACUUUUUGUGGGGUCCAUCUUCACCUGACCUUUAUCCUAUCUUAAAUAUAUGUGUGAAGCAAAGGAAUUUUGGAUCACUAAGUUCGCAGCUUGAAGUUAGAUUCGGAAUUCAGCAUACAUGUUGCGUUCUACCUUUCAAUUACUUGGCCAUCAUAGUUGGUUACUUUUCACUUCAUGAUUGGAGUUCAAACUCAAGUGUGCAGUCUAAAAGCAAAAGUGUUGAGUGUAUGGAUAACCAAAGUGAAAUUGCUUUCAUUUGUAAAUUUGAGAUUCUGGAAUCCACUUUGAUUAUACCCAUCAUAAGUGAUGACCAUCAGUUUCUGAGGACAGAUAUUCAACGGUUAUAUGGUAGUUUUAUGAAGCAUUGUGUUCUGAGUGAGGUACUGAAGGAUAUCCCUCCUGAAUGUGUGGUUCCAGAAAACAAAAUUGCAAGAUCAAAUAAUUGUCUGAAUAUAUUUGGACGUGGUUUGUCCCUAUCAUUGUUGUUGUUCGAGGAUGAUUGCAUUACGUUUAUUCCAGGUACCAAACCAAGAAAUUUCCCUUUGAUGACACCAUUCAGUGCUGAUUUUUGGAUCAGAAUACCUAGUGAAUUGGAAUGCCUUUCUGCAAAUUAUUCUGCUUACACAUGUAUCAUGUCAAGGAUUGGUGAUUGUCAAUUUUUUAUUGAUGAUUUUUACUUCUUUGAUGGGCUUGAAGCGCUACUGGAAAUCAUAGACCAAUUUUCCCUUCUUCACGAUGAAUCAAAAGCUUACACAUCUGAUGCUUUACAGUUUCUACGGUCAAGGAGGUUGCAAAAGGAAAAUAGGGCAGUUUCACUUGUAGAGUCUUCCUUGACCUUUAUUGAAGUCAGAUGUUAUGUUGAAUCACUCUUGAUAAAAUUGAAUCGCUUGGGGAAAGACACGCUUGAGCCAGUUGCUAAAGCUGAAAUGAACUUUAUUUGCUCCAUGUCUCUGAUAAAUGAGAUGCACAUGAACUUGGUUUUAAAUUUUUUCUCGUUAAAAUUAUCGUCACUGCCAAAUUCGGAUAUACUAGCACGCUGUUCUGAUACUUCCUCAACCACGUCAGUUCUUGAUCUUUCUUUCUCAAAAUCCGAUCCAUACCAAAAUGACUUCUGUAUUUGUCUUCCUUCUCUUAACAUCUGGCUACAUUGUUCCGACUGGACUGAGGUCCUUGACCUUUUUUAUACUUAUGGGCAAAAACUUACCAAAACUACAAAGUUGGAUUCAUUGCCUGGCAGUUCAGCCAUGAAUAGGACUCAUCCAUCUCAUAAUGCAUCAGAACAUGUUCCUCAAAUUUCUGAUAAAGUGUUAAGUGCCUCAAGUAAUGUGCCACUUAGCAUGAUGCAGAAAACAGUUCUUAUCCUGAGGUCUGAAAAUAUUGGCAUUACGGUUUAUUUUCCAAUGCAUGUUUCUGGAGAAAUUACUGAAGUGGUGUUCACUGAGGAAGGCUGGCAGAAUGUUUCUUCUACUGGCACUAAAGGGAAGCAUUGUAAACUUUUGACAUUUACGACACACUGCAAAAGUACUGAACUAAUUAUUUCUGGUAAAAAUGCAAAGUUCAAAUGCAUUUUAGGAAAAACAAGUGGUUCCGUGGGUUCUCAAGGCGAUGAUAAUGCCAACUAUUUGCCUCUCUUCCAUAUAUUUCAAGUUAAUGUGGAUACUGAAAUAUGCAAUAUUCAUAAAAAGGCAGUACAAGCCAAUCUGGGGAUUCAAUGUGACCAUCUGGACAUAUGGUUAUCACAUCAAAUAUUCUUUUUCUUGCGUGAUGUAAGAUUUGAUGUUCCUGGAUCAAGAUCUCAGUAUAACUUUGGAAGUAUGGAGUUCAAGAUCCAGCUAAGGAGGGGCUCUCUUAUGCUAUCUGAUGGAAGGUGGAGUUGUAGUGGACCACUUUUGGAAAUUCUUCUGAGGAACUUACUAUUACGUGCUAGCGUUACUCAAAACAGCAUGGAAAGUGCAGUUGCGUGUGAUCUCCAAGUGAAUUACAAUAAUGUUCACAAGGUCUUCUGGGAGCCUUUUCUCGAACCCUGGAAGUUUGAAAUGGAGAUAAUUAGAAAACAAGAGCUGAAUGCUCUGAUGGACAACUCCCUAAUUACAGAUGUACAUCUCAUUUCAGCAGGACAUCUUAACUUCAACUUUACAGAACCCCUAAUUGAGACUGUUCUCAGGACAAUUGAAAUGAUUAAGGAUGCCUGGGGAUUCAUGGAACGCGGUUCUUCUGAAAAGCAAAGAUUUCUAGACCCUCAGCUCACUGAAAAUAUAUCAGGAGGAAGAUAUGCUCCCUAUAUACUUCAAAACCUGACUUCUUCACCUCUUGAAUAUCAUGUUUAUCAAGGAUUGUCAGAUUCUGAUCAGUUUGAUGUCUCAAAAGAGAAAGAUGGAAAAAUUGUGCAAGCUGGCGCUUCCGUUCCAAUUUAUCUUAAUGACAUACCGGAUGAACAACUUUUUCAUUACAGGCCCACUCAUUCUUCUGACGAUCUCAGAGAGAGACAAUCCAAUGGGGUGGCUCAUCAUUUGAUGACUAUUCAGUUUGAUGGCAUGUCUGUGCCUUCUGCUCCUGUAUCGAUGGACUUUGUUGGACUUACAUAUUUUGAGGUUGAUUUUUCAAAUAAUUCUCAGUAUAAUGUAAAACUGAAAGAAAAUGGUGCAGCUGAUGGAAAGAAUGGUUUUGUUGUACCUGUUGUGUUCGAUGUUUCUGUUCAGCGGUAUAGCAAGCUUAUACGAUUGUACUCAACAGUGAUAAUUCUAAAUGCUAGUUCAAUUCCGUUGGAACUACGGUUUGAUAUCCCAUUUGGUAUUUCACCGAAGAUUCUAGACCCAGUAUAUCCUGGUCAAGAGUUCCCACUGCCCCUCCAUUUGGCUGAAGCUGGUCGCAUGAGGUGGCGUCCUCUUGGGAAUUCUUACCUGUGGAGUGAAGCACACAACCUCUCUGAUCUUCUCUCAUUGGAAGGCAAGAUUGGAUUUCUCAGGUCUUUUGUAUGUUACCCAUCUCAUCCAAGCAGUGACCCGUUUCGCUGUUGCUUAUCAAGUACCUUAGUCAUUAAUAACUUUCUUCCUGAGGCAAUAUCCUUGAAAAUUGAAAGUGGUGGAAUUACCUACGCUACAUUGCUUUCAAAGGUAGUCACUUUCUUUCAUCAUAUUGAUCUAUCACAUGACCUGACACUGGAGUUCAAUAUUUAUGGAUAUAGACCUUCAGUCCUUAAGUUUCCGCGCACUGAAACUUUCAGUACUACUGCUAAGUUCAGUGGAACAAAGUUCUCUCAGUCUGAAACCUUGGCCUUUGAACCUAAUACCUGUAGUGGCCCAAUAUAUGUAACUAUGGAAAAGACGAUGGAUGCAUUUUCUGGUGCUCGAGAACUCUUUGUAUAUGUACCCUUUCUUCUAUAUAAUUGCACACCAUUCCCACUCAAUAUUUCAGAGUUCUCCAAUGAGAUGGACAGAACUGUCUGUACUUUACCUUCCUGCUACAAUCAAGUUGAUAAUGGGCAGUUUCAGGGCUCCAGAGAUGGUUUGAGCCUUUUAUUUUCUGACCAACACUCAGUUAUUGAGUCUCCACAAAAUGAGAGUUUUUCCUGUUCUUUCUCGAAAUAUCGCAUUGUUUCAACUAGGAAAACAUUUGAUCUGCAAUUAGGAAGAUUUGUUAUAAAUCCUUUGAGUUCAUUGUCUCAGAAGCAAACUGACCAACAUGAUUUAGUGGAUCACAAAACAUCGUCAAAUAUUCUGAAGAAUCGAUUGGGUUCAAGCAAUCAGCUUUCAGGGAAUAAUGACUUUGUGGAAAAAGAGUAUGGAAGGGUUAAGGCAUGCACAUAUUCUCCACAUCCUAUUUCUGCUGGAAGUGAAAUUGUGGUUUGCAUAGCUACUUGUAUACGUGGACAUAACUCAGAAAAUAUGCCUAACUCUCCAUGGUCAGGACCUUUUCUUCUUGUCCCACCAAGUGGAUCAACGACUGUACUUGUUCCACAGCCUUCAUCAAAUGCGAUGUUUAUAUUAUCUGUUACAUCUAAUGCUAUUGCUGGAGCAUGUGCUGGGAGGACACGGGCCAUUACUUUUCAACCAAGAUAUGUUAUCAGUAAUGCAUGCAGCAAGGACUUAUACUAUAAGCAGAAGGGGACAGAUAUUCUCUAUCAUUUGGGUGUUGGGCAACAUUCACAGCUUCAUUGGACAGAUACAACAAGGGAUUUAUUGAUUUCCUUGUGUUUUGAUGAACCUGGCUGGCAAUGGUCUGGCAGCUUCUUGCCAGAUCAUUUAGGUGACACUCAAGUGAAGAUAAGAAAUUAUGCUUCUAGUACAAUGAAUAUGAUACGGGUGGAGGUACAGAAUGCUGAUGUUUCCAUCAAGGAUGAAAAGAUUGUUGGAAGUCUACAGGGGAAUUGUGGGACUAACUUGAUUCUCAUAUCAGAGGAUGAUACAGGAUAUAUGCCAUAUAGAAUUGAUAAUUUCUCAAAGGAGAGACUAAGGAUUUACCAACAAAGGUGUGAAUCACUUGAUACCAUUGUUCACCCAUACACUUCUUGCCCUUAUGCAUGGGAUGAACCCUGCUAUCCCCACCGUGUCUCUAUUGAGGUACCAGGGGAGCGUAUGGUGGGUUCUUUUGCUUUAGAUGAUUUGAAAGAAUAUAUGCCUGUACACCUACAGUCUACUUCUGAGAAGCCAGAAAGGAUGUUGCUUUUAUCUGUACAAGCUGAGGGUGCAACAAAGGUUCUCACAAUUAUUGAUUCAACUUAUCAUGUUCUAAAGGACAUGACAGAUCAAAGUAGCACCAGGUUCCAAGAAAAACAAAAUCGAGAGAAACAAGGGAAAUCUGUUGAAUAUAAGGAGAAGUUUUCACUAACCAUUCCUUGCAUUGGUAUUUCUUUGGUUAAUUCUUAUCCGCAGGAAUUACUUUUUGCCUCUGCAAAAAAUAUAAAAAUUGAUCUCUUUCAGAGCCUGGAGCACCAAAAGCUUUCUUGUCAUAUAUCUUCACUUCAAAUAGAUAAUCAAUUGCAUAACACCCCUUAUCCUGUCAUCUUUUCCUUUAAUAGUGAAUACAAAAGUAAUCCAGUUGGCCAGAUAAAGGAUGAUGUCCCAAAAUUUAAUGCUGAAAGGGGACUACUGGUUUCUUCCGACUCUUCUUUUGAACCUGUGUUUUACCUAGCUGUGGCAAAGUGGAGGAAGAAAGACAUUUCAUUGGUUUCAUUUGAAUAUAUAAGCUUAAGAAUGGCAGAUUUUUGUCUUGAGCUUGAGCAGGAACUGAUAUUGAGCUUGCUUUACUUCUACAAAGCUGUCUCUCCAGGUUUUCAGAAUCAAGUCUUGCAAUUUUCUGACCCUACCUUCAAUGUGGGUUUUAUGCAUGGUCAAACAUCUGAGCAUGUGAAAGUAAGGGAACAGCUACAUGGUAUUGAUACUCCUGUGGUCAGUAAAAUUGAUGAAACUGGUGGAUUGCCUUUAAUAGUUCCAAUCGGGGCUCCUUGGCAGCCAAUUCACCGUUUGGCCAGAAGACAGAGGAAGAUUUAUGUGGAAUCAUUUGAUUUGGCUCCUAUAAAGUUUACUCUUAGCUUUUCUAGUUCUCCCUGGAUGCUUAGAAGUGGGGUUCUUACAUCCGGAGAAUCUGUUAUCCAUAGAGGUCUGAUGGCUCUUGCUGAUGUAGAGGGAGCACGAAUUCAUCUCAAGGAGUUGUCAAUCAUGCAUCAAAUGGCGAGUUGGGAAUCUAUUCAGGAGAUCCUGAUUAGGCACUACACUCGGCAAUUCCUCCAUGAGAUGUACAAGGUGUUUGGCUCUGCUGGAGUUAUCGGUAAUCCCAUGGGAUUUGCCAGGACUCUAGGUGUAGGAAUUAGAGAUUUCUUAGCAGUUCCUGCAAAGAGUUUUUUGAAGAGCCCCACUGGACUUAUCACAGGCAUGGCUCAAGGUACUACUAGUCUUCUGAGCAAUACGGUCUGCGCACUAAGUGACGCUGCUACUCAAUUCAGUAAAGCUGCACACAAGGGUAUUGUUGCGUUUACAUUUGAUGAUCAGGCUGUUGCAAGAAUGAAAAAGCAAUUGAAGGGGGAAGCUUCACACAGUAAAGGCAUAAUAAAUGAAGUUUUUGAGGGACUUACCGGCCUCCUCCAAUCACCAAUUAAAGAAGCAGAGAAACACGGCCUUCCUGGCAUCUUCUCAGGGAUAGCUUUGGGAGUAACAGGACUAGUGGGAAGACCGGCUGCUAGUAUACUUGAGGUUACUGGAAAAACUGCACAGAGUAUUAGAAACAGAAGCAGAUUAUAUCAUAUGGGUUCGCAACAUUGUAGAGUUCGUUUUCCAAGGCCUCUAAGCAGGGAACUUCCUUUGAGGCCGUACUUUUGGGAAGAAGCUGUUGGAAUAUCGGUGCUUAAGGAAGCUGAUGAUGGCAAGCUCAAGGACGAGAUCUAUGUUGUGUCCAAAGCACUCAAGAAACCUGGUAAAUAUGUCAUCAUGACAGAGAGACUUGUGUUGGUUGUUAAGUGCCCUAAUCUGGUGGACUUGGGGAAACCUGAAUUCCGAGGGGUUGCAGUAAAUCAAGAGUGGGUGAUAGAAACAGAAAUUAGCCUGCAUAGUGUAAUCCACGCUGAUGCUGAUGAUGGGGUGGUGCAUAUUGUUGGAAGCAGUUCAGAUGCCUUGUUGAGACAAAAUCAGCAGAUGUCAAGGAAGGGUAGUGGUGGUGGGACGAGGAUGCGGUGGAAUAAUCCAUCAACUCCCCUUCCACUCUUUCAGACAAACUUGGAACUAGCAUCAGAAGAAGACACAAAACACUUUUUACGGGUUUUGCUUUCUACAAUUGAACAGGGGAAAGAGCAAGGGGGAAGUGAAUAUCUAUUGCAGAGAAGUAAUAUCAGGUAGAUUUCCAUUAUGUUAUCCUGCCUUUUUCAUCCCAGCAAAAA